UUUGGAAAUCUCCAAUGUCAACAAUUGAACCAGUGCCAGUAGUGGGUUGUGCACUAUUAUAAUAUGCACAUAUGUGACAAGAUUUUGAUUUAAUCAAUUUCGUUACUAGUACAGUGGUUUGAAGUAGAAGAAUGUCCCAGAGUUAGCUUUGUAAUGGGAUCAGGACCUUCCAGGGAUGGUAAAACGGUUAAAGUAGAAACAUCUGCCACCACCAUCAGUGUUAUACCGUCUCCCAACACAUUUAAAAUCACUGAAAAAAACACAGUAAUUGUGGCUAAAAAUUCAAAGGAAAAGAAUGAAGAUGAAACAAUAAAUUCGAAAGCUGAUAUGAAGGGAAGCAAUGAAAACACUGAUGAUCAAAAAGAUGACAAAACCAAUACAGCUGCAUCUGGUGAGGAUACUAAAGUCUCAAAAAUAUUGGAUGACACUGGAAACCAGAAAAAGCAAACCCCCAACUCCCAGAAUGCACCAGAGAACCUAGAAAAUGAUGUCAAUGAAGAACAAGGUCAGGAAGGAGAAGAAAAGGUGUCAAAAGAGGAACAUGAAGCAUACACAGAUCAGCAGAUUCAAGCUAUCAAAACCAAGACAUUGAAAUCUUUGGAAACCAACCUUGCUAUUCUCUCAGACAUUGAAGGACAUUUGACGGAAAAUGGGACAUUUGAUGGGACUUUAAAAAAGGCAACAUUUAAUUUGCAAAAAUGUCACUUCGCUUUGAAGAAAGCUAGUUUAGAUAUUUAUAACAAAUUCAAAACAGAACAAGGAUCUGUUAUUGCUGAGCUUGGUGGUGUGAAAACUAUUUGUGAUAUGGUAGUCUACUGUUUAAGGAAAGGUUACUAUGGAGAGACAGAUAAGUUAAUUCAGAGUGUCUGGAUACCACUCGUCAACUCAGCCAUUGUGUUGUUGAACUUCACUGACAGUAACCCAAAGUUUGUACAUUUGCUAGUGGAGCAUACAGACUUCCUACCUCAGGUCUGUGAAACUUUGCAGGCUCUACGAGAAAGUCAUUUGGAGGGUAAUAUACGGGAAAAGGAUGACAAAAUCAUGGGAUUUUUCUUGUCGAUCCUCCACAACAUAGCCCAGGCAGAAAAUAGUAUAUCAGAACUGAGAGAAUAUGGCUUUGUGGAGGUGUUGAUGCCUUAUCUUAAAUCAAAGUCAGAAAAAAUACUAUUGUCAACUCUGGCCACCCUAGCAGAUUUAGUGGAUGAAUCUGAAGCCAAGUGUUUAGAGAGAGAUGGAGAGUUCUUCACUUUUCUGUUGAAAUGUUUGAAGUCUGCAAUGAAAGACAGACAUAGAAGAUGUAAAGGCUGGUCUGCCCGUGAAUUAGGAAGAACUGUGAGAAGGAUUGCCAGGAAUGAUGUCAACAAAAAGUCAUUAGUGUCCCAAGGCUCUCUACCAGUGCUAGUGGCCCUGGCUCAGUCCAAUUACGAGGAGGAACAGAUAGAGGCUAUGGGAGCACUGUGGACACUGUCAUUUGACAAGGAAAACCAGGAUGUCAUGCUACAGGAUGAUGCAGUGAUGAAGAAUUUCAUCAACCUCCGCACAUCACCAAUACAGAGAAUCAAGAAUGCCUGUAAUGGAGCCUUGUGGAACAUGAGAGAGAAGCUCAGUUCAGAAGACAAGUACAAGGAACUAGGCAGUGAAUACAAAAGAGACGAAAAGGAAGUUACAUCAUAUUCUUCUGCUUCUCCUGGAGGCCAAAGAGGUCAUGUGAUGAUCAGCUACCAAUGGGCCAAUCAGAAAAUUAUCACGAAGAUUCGAGACAGUCUGCAGCAGAACGGAAUCACAUGCUGGAUGGACAUAGACGAUAUGCAAGGUUCCACUCUGAAUGCCAUGGCUCAAGCUGUGGAGAAGGCGGACAUUAUUUUGAUCUGUUACUCAAAGAAAUACUAUGACAGCCCUAAUUGUAGAGCAGAAGCAGAGUAUGCAUUUCAACUAAGAAAACCUAUAAUUCCAUUAAAAAUGGAGAGAAAUUACCAAGCUAGAGAGUGGCUGGGUUUCAUCAUUGGUUCAAAAUUGUUUUUUGAGUUCACUGAAAAGUACCCAUUUGAGAGCAAAAUGAGUGCUUUAGUGAAGGAGGUCCUGACCCGACAGAAAAGGUCUGUUCCUGAGAAACCUAUCAUUCCUCAGAUCGCCACACUCCAUACAGAGAAGACACCAGAGACCAGUGGUGGGAAGACAAAGACCAGGGUUCAGGCAUCCGAGGUAGUAAAGAACUGGACAGAGAGCGACGUCCUCAGAUGGACAAAUCACCACAAACUGCCCAGCUCAAAGUUUUCUAAGCUGACCGGGGUUGAGAUAGCCUUUCUUCAGGUUCUGAGACAGGAGUCCCCAGAUCACUUCUACAAAAUUCUGAAUGAUAUGCUUAAAAUUAAAGACCUACCAACAUUGGCCCAAUUCACUUUUGCUUUGGAGGACACAGUAGUGUAGGUACUGGUGGAUUUACACAGGGUCAUCAUCAGUGACAGAUCCUUGUUUGAACAUGUACAUGUACUGUUUAUAUAUGUAAUGUCCAUCAUUUCCUUUGAAAGCACACAAUAUUGUAAAUCAAUUCAGCAGAAAUAUAUACAUGUACCCACUAUUUUGCAGUAUGUAGCAGUAUAAGACCUGUAAAUGUGUUACUAUUAGCUGCAUAUUCUGCCAUUUAGAGGAAGUUUUACUUUAUCAAAUUAUCAGGUACACUACUUUUAAUCAGGCACAUGCUUGUGACGGAAAAGGUCACAUGAUUUCUUUUAAGUGUACUUUCCCACCUCAGUAAUGUUUGUUUGCAAAUAAGAGAUUCAAAUUGAAAAUAUUUUUGAAGAAAAUUAGUGAGAUGAUUCAAAGACUUGUUGUUUAACUAAAUCAGCUAAUUUGUCAUAUGUAGGAAAACAUAUAAGUUUUCUUGUGUAUAGGUAUAAAAUAUAUACCAACAUUGUGGACCAUACAGCAAUAUCAUCUAUACAUAAAUUUACUUCGGUAGCUCCUAAAAUUAAAUACAUAUGACAUUACUGAGAUUUCAAGAUGAAUGUUACAUGUGUGAUACCGUAAAUGUAAUAUAUGAUAUUUAUGAGGGACAACAGCUUUCAGUGAUUUAGCUGCACAGAUUUAAUUGUCUGCUUUAUCAUACAUGUACAAAGUUCUAAUACACGUAACUUAAAUUAGAUGUUAGCAAUCUGAGUAAAUUAGGUAUGUGACUGUUGGACACAAUUGUUAUUAGUAUCAUGUUUUACGUGUGAUGGACAUACAUGUAGAUAGUAACUGGAUUUAAACAUGUUUAUAUUUUACCCAAAUGGUCAGCAAAUAAUCUGAGCAUGAAAUGAAAGUCUGAGCCAAACUCCAUUUCACUCUUUCGACUGCAAUCAUGUACUUUUGUUCAGAGUCGUACUUCACAUGCACAGGUAUCUGGUCAUUAAAACAUCUUCUUUGAAAAACCACUGGGCCAAAAAAGUUUAAAUUUACAAGAAAGUUUCCUGGCAUAGUGCAGAUUCAAGUAUGUUCAAAUCAUGGCCCCAGUGGUAGGGUGGGUCCGCAAAAAGGGGAUAAUUUUUUUUACAUGGGAUACACAGGAAAAAUCUUUUAUCUCAAUAACAGCUGCAGGGCUAUCAUUAGUGAUAUUGAUAUGCAAGUAUCCCCAGGUAGUGCAAAUUCAAAUUUACAUGUUCAAAUCAUGAACCCCAAGAUUAGGUUGGGACCAGAAUAGGGGAUCAAAAUUUUACAUAAGAAUUUGUAAAGAAUCAUUAAAUAUUGUCUUCUCAAGAAUAACAGUGCCAUGAUUAGUCAUAUCAAUAUGCAGGCAUUCCCAGGUAAUGCAGAUUCAAGUUUGUUCAAGUUGUCGCCCCCAGGGAUUGGGUGGGGCCACAAUAGGGAAUCAAUAAUUAUAAUACUCCUACCGUGUCUUAACCUUAACUUGCAUUCAAACUUCAGUAUAAUUCCCUUAUAAUCUCUCAAUGAUAUUUAACAUACAUGUACACAUUAUUUAGACUGUAUGUAACUUGAUGUUUAUUAACUAUAAAACUUUAGGAUAGUAGCAACAGUAUAUAAAUAGCUAUAGUAUACAUAUCUCAGAUUGCAAAUGUUUUAUUAUAUAUAUAUAAUAUAUUUCUUAUGGCAAGACCUUACAUUUCAUACCAUGAUCUGUGAUCUUAUGUCACGUGUGACCGGUUGAAGUUUGGUUGGGACCUCAAUAUGGGGUCAAAAUUUUCAUGGGAGUAAACAUUGAAAAAAAAUCACAAUAGCAGGGCUAAGGCGACUCAGGUUAGCGAUAUGGCCAUGGGCCUAUUUUCUUAAGAAAGAGUUCUCAGGUUUUAAAUUAUGAAGCGAUUUAAAAGUGUAAUCGGCAUACUAUUUGCUUGAAAAUCAUCCUGAUCAGAGCUUAGAACUUGUAUUUUUAUAGUGCUUUUUUAAAAUGUUCAUAAUGAUUUGUACUUGUGCCAUAUGCUAUAAAGAGAAGAUUAUAAUACUCGUAUUAAUGUGUGCUCUUUUGGAUAACUUUUAAAAGUUAUCUAUCAAAUUAGAAGAUUUCAUGUAUAUGGGACUAUUUUUCAGUACAGCAAUAUGAAUCUUACGGUUUACUAUAUUUGUUUUUUAUAUGUUUAUUACACUCCACAGCACCACUAUAGAUGACACGUGUUAAAUAUCACUACAGAUGACACGUGUUAAAUAUCACUACAGAUGACACGUGUUAAAUAUCACUACAUAUUUCAUGUGUUAAAUAUCACUACAGAUGACAGGUGUUAAAUAUCACUACAGAUGACAGGUGUUAAAUAUCACUACAGAUGACACGUGUUAAAUAUCACUACAGAUGACACGUGUUAAAUAUCAUUACAUAUUUCAUGUGUUAAAUAUCACUACAGAUGACACGUGUUAAAUAUCACUACAGAUGACACGUGUUAAAUAUCACUACAGAUGACACGUGUUAAAUAUCACUACAGAUGACACGUGUUAAAUAUGUCCUGCGCCUCUCAUUUGUACAGGUUAGCAUUUGUAUGCACUUGUGGGUCUUUUCAAUGGUUAUAAUAAGAAAUUGAGGAGGUUCAAUCAUAACACAUAUUUUAUUAUUAGGCAUUUGUGUAAAUUUUAGUUUUUGUCUGUAAUAUAAUUAUUUGUUUGUCAUAGUAUUAUUCAUGAUUAUAAUCAUAUUUGAAAAUAUGUUUUAAUGAAAUAAACUAGUAGUCAGUUAGAAA
Molecule: messenger RNA, 5162 nt
Organism: Ostrea edulis (European flat oyster)
Lineage: Eukaryota; Metazoa; Mollusca; Bivalvia; Ostreida; Ostreidae
Exons: 10
Coding region: 154-2427 (757 amino acids)
Biological process (GO): signal transduction
Molecular function (GO): protein binding
Source: RefSeq, a predicted model, not a curated record